This is a messenger RNA of Panicum hallii, 1057 nucleotides long. RefSeq lists its product as uncharacterized. The transcript has 2 exons. NCBI's taxonomy places the organism in Eukaryota, Viridiplantae, Streptophyta, Magnoliopsida, Poales, Poaceae. The record is from RefSeq and is a predicted model, not a curated record. The coding region runs from base 249 to 587 and encodes 112 amino acids.
CAUUCAACAUCCCGCUGUCCUCUUUCCUCGUUCGUCUUCCUCUCCUCUGCUCGAGAGCACAGACUGCAGACAACGGCAACGGCAAGCGGCCCGAAGGAAGAGCCAAUCAUCAACCAACUGAGCUCGAGGUACCCCGCCUCACUUCACUCCUCGCGAGCUCGUGCUGGGCCUUCCUUCCCUUCCAGCCUUUGCUUCUGUCCCGGAUCCCGCUUCGCCUGUACGGUUCUUCCGCACCCAGAGCAGCAGAGAUGGCUUCCGUCGCCGCCGCCGGGGAGUUCGCGCUCGCCGUCGCGCUCGGCUGCGCCUACAUCCUGGCCCCAAUCCUCGACUCCCUCGAGGGCAUCUCGCCGCGCAGCGCCGCGCUCGACGCGGCCGUCGCCGCCGCCCUCGUCACCCUCCCGGUCACGUACCUGCUCGGCGUCGUCCUCGUCUACCUCCACGUGACCCCGGCGCCGCCCGUGGCCCCGGGGGCCGCCAGGCGGCUCGCUGCCCUGCUGGCCUGCGCCGCGGCGUCCGCCUCGCUCGGCGCGUUCAUGUCCCUGAGCCUCUCAGGCGCGGGCGGUUCACCGCCGGGGUGCGGCCAGUGAGGUCAGAGCGCGGACAAACAUCAGCAAGGCAGACAGCAGAACAGCGCACUGACGAAAGCAAGGUAUUUUUUUAGGAUAGUUCUUGACCACGAAUCCUUACUCCAGCUAGAGCUACGAGAGACCGGAGUCUAUGGAAAUUGGAAUCUUCUAUCAGUUCGGCGUGCCGCUGCAAGUGGACCCACAACACGCCGGCGACACGGCGGGCAGCGGCGGCGAUGGCUCGACCGGCAAAUGGACAAUUCCAGUUAGCUGUUACGACAGUGAGGUGUCGACGCCUCAAUGGGUGUACAGCCUAAUAAUCACCUAGACCUAGUAGAGUAGCAGUAGUUGCUGGGUGCUCCACCGUCACUCUCUAUGACUAUGACGUAUGGUGUAUAUUAUUUUGUUUUUUUUUCACCACUUAUAGUUGACUUUGAGUUACCCCGCGUGAUUUAUCCUGCCUGGCUUCUUUUCCCCCAAGGCCCUGUUUA